Messenger RNA from Suillus paluster, 1995 nucleotides. RefSeq lists its product as uncharacterized. The transcript is spliced from 7 exons. Gene Ontology annotation, biological process: positive regulation of proteasomal ubiquitin-dependent protein catabolic process; protein polyubiquitination; ubiquitin-dependent protein catabolic process. Gene Ontology annotation, cellular component: cytoplasm; ubiquitin ligase complex. Gene Ontology annotation, molecular function: ubiquitin conjugating enzyme binding; ubiquitin protein ligase activity. The record is from RefSeq and is a predicted model, not a curated record. Bases 14 to 1882 code for a protein of 622 amino acids. NCBI's taxonomy places the organism in Eukaryota, Fungi, Basidiomycota, Agaricomycetes, Boletales, Suillaceae.
CAUUUACCAUUACAUGCGGACCAUGGUCUCCAAUGUUCACCCCAACGGACCCGACAACAGCACUGCGGACAUUCUCCAAGGAAGGGAGCGCAUCGUAUCUUACCCUGGUACGAGUCAGUUCAAUGGUCGCGGUAUAUCGGCAUGUGGCCUUGCAGCCAUGAAUUUUGCGAGAGUACUUUCUGAACUCGCCCACAUCCAUAGCCAGGAGAAGUUGGCAGAUCUGAUUCGAGCCAUCACCAGCAAAGAGAUAAUUGAAGACAUUGUCUCCAUCUGCUCAGGAUGGUCAAGUGACCUGCACCUGGAAGUCGAAGAUAUCCAGCGGGUUCCUCUAUUCGACAAGUCUCUGAAGCUUGUAACAACCCGGUUUGGUCCCCCACAGUUGAAGCAUUUUAAGCGUACCCUGCAAUACAUGCAGACAUUGACCUCCUCCGCAACCGUCAUCAUCACCCGCCCUCCUGAGAUCAUCGCAUGCAUGAAGAUCAAAGGACCGGGCACGGACGUCUUCGUGAUUUUUGAUUCUCACCCGCGGCCCAGCUACCCUUCUGGAGCUGGCCUUAUUCUCAGUACAUCGAUUGAUCAAGCUGCCUCGCGCUUGGCCAGUAUAUUACCUGCUGCCGACAACCAUCUCCUUUCCCUGAGCGGCUUGCAAUGGCAGGCUCAGCUGCUUAAUAACGUCUCAGGCCACAUCUUCGUAUCAAAUGGACCACCCGCAGGCAUGCGAGGCAUGCAGCAGUCCGUAAUUGAGUCGAGUUUAGCUGUUCUGAGGUUGCAAGCCGAAGUGGCUGGGUUGAAGCAGAAAAAUGCCAGGCUAACUUCGGAAAACGAGAUGCUUGAAGGGGACGCUCAACGCUUGGAGGAUGCUUUGAGUGUCGAGAGGAAGAAAGUGACGUCGCUCGAGGCAUCCUCCAAGAUCGUGCAGAGCAGGAGUGCACGGCCCCUCCCAGCAUGGCCUCCGAACGCAAUAGCUGGGCCAUCGCGACUGGCUUCCUCAAAUUACUCGUCCUCUUCUUCCGACAAAACCCUGAAUUGCAACCGCGAUGCACGCGCUUGGCCAUCGCUCUAUGAUGCAAUCAAGAAUGACCCUUUAGAACAUGAGUGGGAGCUCGACGGCCUGAGUACAACUGCGGCCUUCGAAUUACAGCAAUCUUUUGACAUCGAAGAUAUGCAACUUCGAAAUCAGAUGCACGCUCUGGUUGCCACAAUCCCUCACAACUUUUCGUGCGCGAUAUGCAUGGAAGAACAACCUGCGGACAACAGUGUGGAGCUUGAAUGUAAUCAUCCGAUAUGCAGGGUUUGUAUCCGAGGGCACGUUUGUUCGAAGAUCGAGGAACAUCGAUUUCCAGUCCUAUGUCCCGUGUGCAUGACAGAACCAAAUAAUCGUCGACCUGGAGCGAUCUCAGGACUCCUUGUUCAGCAAAUCGGUGUCGAUGAGCGGCAAUAUGCAAUUUGGGAAGAAAUGGAACUAAGCCAGCUUUCAGUUCUCCUUCACUGCCGCAAAUGUCAGCGGUCCGUGCCCGUAGACAAAGGGGAGCAUGAAGAAUCUCGCCUGCUGAUUUGUCCUCUACCCGAUUGCAGCCAUAUUUGGUGCAAAGCGUGCCAGCAAUCUAUUACUAUCGGCGGUCCUCCCCAUUCUUGUGACGGGACCUCGGAACUGGACCAUUUAAUGAAGCAACGCGGGUGGAAAUACUGUCCAAACUGCAAAACACCAGUCCAGAGGGACGGGGGAUGCAGCCAUAUGACUUGCAUCUCGCCGGGCUGCAACACUCACUUUUGCUACAUUUGUGGGGAAAACAUCGUUCGCAGCGCCUUGCGUAGUGAGAUUCAGACCGCGAUGUCUGCUCACUAUCGCGUUUGUAAAUUGUUUGAUUAUCCUGGGGAGUGAGGUGCUCGGCAGUGGCGAAUAAGAGUGUUGUAGCGCUCAUUACGUAGAGUUGCUGUGUAUACAUCGUUAUGACGGAUCUUUCAGAAAUGCAGGGACGGUUUCGGAUUCGAAUA